CUCGUUUUGUCGCCGGUGUUGAGGAAAGCCCGCCCGUCAUCUUUUGCAUCCACGGACUAUAUCUUCAUUUCCAUCUUCUUCCUAAAUCUCGCAGUGCAAGGACCGACUCUCUCUUGACAUGUGGAGUUUGAUACUGACAAUUUUAUGAAGGAUCAUCGUCGGAGUGAAAUACUGCUUCCGAUACAACCAACGAAACCGACAACUUCGCCAAGGUGCGGAUGGCGAACCGAUCGACCUCACACAAAUGCCACGACCACAUCGUAGACGGCGGGAAAAGAAAUUGAUGACGAUGGACGAGGUAAACGAACGAUUCCCGCGGACCAAAUAUAAAACAUGGCGAUCUGCGCGAGAAUCGGAGGGCCUUCCUGCCGCUGGAGGCAUCACGACGGCACCGCCUAGUCGCGCCGCGAGCAUCAAAGAGAUCGAGACGUUGCAUUCGGAUAACCGUGGAUCGGUUGAUUCGGCUCGACCAGGAACUGCAGCUGCCCGCCCUUCCACCGAGACGCCAUCAUCACCUAUCGCUGCAUCUUCCGAACCGGAUCCACCUACCGACUCUGUAAAACCUUCCUCUCCCGACAAGCCGACCGCCACGACCACCACAACGACCACCACUGUCAGCGACCCUUUUCCAACUCCCUCCCCCACCUCCGUCCCCGCCACAAAAACACCCACCACCACCCCUGCCCCUGAGAAACCCACCCCCACCCCCACCCCCACCCCCAUCCCCACCGACCACGACCACGACUCCGACCUCUCCGACGACUCCGACCCGCACACCGCCCCCAUCACCGAUCUUGUCCCCGGCGACUCCUGCGCCAUCUGCCUCGACUCCCUCGACGAAGACGACGACGUCCGUGGCCUCACCUGCGGCCACGCCUUCCACGCCGCCUGCCUCGACCCCUGGCUCACCUCCCGCCGCGCCUGUUGCCCCCUCUGCAAAGCCGAUUACUACGUCCCGAAGCCCCGCGCCGACGGAACCCUCCCGGGCUCGGAUGCUACUGGUGCGGCAGGGAACGCGGGGGCGACGCCGGCGGUGAGGGUGACGGGGUUGGCGGCGAUUCGGUGGGGGUUGCCGACGGAUACGUGGCUGUCGCGCUCGGGAAGGCCGGUGGCGCAGCCUGGGCAUGGCGGCGGUGGGGAUACGCCCACUGGACGGAGGAAUCGGGCGCUGGGGCGGCCCAGCCGUCACAGUCGGAAUAACAACGGCGGAGCACCGGCGACUGCGGAAGUUGAGGGAACUGAGAAUGGGAAUGGCAAUGGCAAUGGGAAUGGGAAUCCGAGUAGAAGGUGGAGAGCUAGGUUCCCAACGGUGCGGGUCCCAGCGAACGUUCUAAGGAAUCCGUUGGCGAGGCGGAGGGGGCCUGAGGGGGCGCCAGCGGAGGGGGAGGUAACGCCGGGGAGGCUUGAGGCGGGACAGAGGGGGGUGCCGCGAGCAGAAGGAGCGUCAUGAGCAUGCGCAUGAGGCAUGAUCAGCACGAAUCUUGGGAUUUCUUGGAUCGCGGCGUUUCUCCAUCGCAGCCGGGCAUUAUUCAGGUCUGGUCACCUUGCUCCACUCCACCACGAAGAUUCGACGCUCGCACGUCGCGCUCUUUAAUGGUCUUUGUCCUGUCGGACCGCGUCACGUCGGGGUUUUCAUGCGUUGCUCAUUCGG
Molecule: messenger RNA, 1651 nt
Organism: Eremomyces bilateralis CBS 781.70
Lineage: Eukaryota; Fungi; Ascomycota; Dothideomycetes; Eremomycetales; Eremomycetaceae
Exons: 1
Coding region: 245-1450 (401 amino acids)
Biological process (GO): ubiquitin-dependent protein catabolic process
Cellular component (GO): cytoplasm
Molecular function (GO): ubiquitin protein ligase activity
Source: RefSeq, a predicted model, not a curated record